Messenger RNA from Saprolegnia diclina VS20, 2012 nucleotides. RefSeq lists its product as hypothetical. Lineage: Eukaryota; Oomycota; Saprolegniomycetes; Saprolegniales; Saprolegniaceae. The transcript has a single exon. The record is from RefSeq and is a predicted model, not a curated record. The coding region runs from base 1 to 1935 and encodes 644 amino acids.
AUGGCCCCGGGUGCGCACCUCGUCCGGCAGCUCUCGACGCUCAACGAAGCAUAUGCACUUCGCGACAAGUUCAACCGUGUCCUUGUCAUCAUUGCGUACAUCAUUGGCGUCGUUGUCGUCGUACUUGUCACGAUCGACGCGUUUGCCAACAACUGGGCCAUCAUCGACUUUAUCGGCAACGGCAACGAGUUCAUCACGCCGGUGGCUAGUGUCCCCGACGCCAACGAGCUCGACAAGUACUACACGUUUCCGCUGCGUCGGCCGGUCUCGAGUCUCUCAAGCAUUGGGCUCUGGAUGAUCAACUACAGCGUCACGAACCUUGGGAUGCUCGGUACCAACAUUUACCUCUUGUCGACCGACACGUUCUCGGCCGACUCGACCGUCGCAUUUGUUUGCACCAAGUUCAACGGCGUCUACCCCAUGGACAUCAACACUGGGAGUGCGCUCAAGCUCGCGUCGGCGCAGGAUUCCAUCACGUUUCUUCGCGGCAACGCUCUCUCGAUCGCGUUCUCGGACGAAGCGACGGCCAAUCUGGCAAAUGCAACCAUGGGCAGCGUCGAUAUCCUGGCGCGGGGGUACCAAGCCGCGCGCAUCGAGACCGACCUCCGGCUCACGCAGCGCAUCCAACUCGUCAACACGAGCGACACGCAAGUGCAGCUGGUGCCGUUCUAUCGCAUUUACACAAAAGGCUAUUGCACCGGCUGCACGCCGAUCGCCGAGCUCGGCCAUAGCGUCUGUAACUUUAGCAUGCGCUACAGCCAUGGCAACAAGACGCUGCGCGUUCAGACGUCGCCGCUCGCCAACACGCAGUACCGCAUGGCACUCAUGAUCCAGCGCAAUGCGUUUAGCACUGCGUCGCACUGGAUCAAAUUCAUUGCGCUCUUCUUUGCCGCUGGGGGCUACCUUGCGAGCCGCCGGACGGUGCAGUGGCUCGAGGUCGACCCGACAAAACCCGAUACGGUCUUUACGCGCGCGCUCCAGACCGUGGUCCCAAAAUGCUUUCCGCAUCUGAGCCAUGCGCUCCGCUUUGAUAUGUUUUGCUACAACUCGGAUUUGUUUGUGACGCUCUUUUGCAUCUCGAUUGUCCUCGACAUGAACGCGUCGCUCAUCUACAUUCGCGAAGUCAACGUGUACAACAAGGCCAGUCCGCAGUUCUUUAUGAGUGUGCGUCUUUUCGCCUUGAGUUUGCGUCUUCUUUGGCUCAACUGCGGCAUUCUCAAGGUUUGUAAAAUUGGCUUGAGUAUCGUGAGCACUGCCACGUAUUGCGGCGAGAGCCGAUUCAUGGGCUACUUCAACUUGACGAGCGUCACAUCUUUGUAUCUGAGCGCGAUCUUGCUCUUUUACAUCCCUGAUUACAUCGAGUACAACAACAGCGUGCGCCGAGACCUGCAAAACACGGUCGAGAACCUUGAAGGUAUUCCCGUGAGCUUCUACAACAGCUUUUACUUUCGCGUCAGCUACGCAGUCUUUGGCGGCUUGAUUGCCAACAUUCUCUUGGUGACGCUCGUGGACCAAGUGCUCAACCGUCCUUUUUGGAAGCUUCUGGUGCGCAACAGUCUCUGUCGUCAAGCGCUCUUCAACAGCACGUCGAUCUUAUGCGACUACAUUGCCGAUGUGCACGAAGACAAGAAGCACAAGAGCGUGCUCCUGGUCUGCAAGGCGCGCCGCCUGAGCACGCUCCAGUGGUUCUUCAUGACGCACAUGUUUACGUUUGGCUUGCCCGAGAAGGAACUGCGCGCCAAGAAGAACAAACAAACGACGCAGCCAACCCAAGGCACCGCCGCAUCGAGCGAGACAGGGCCCGGCCAUGAGACGUGCAUGGUGGUCCAAGACGGCAACCAUCACAUUCACCUUCUCGACGACCAACUUGCAGACGUCAAGAGCCUAGUCUACAACAUCAAGGUGCUCAAAGACACGACCGUCGUCAUCAAGUAGAGAGCGUCUUGUUGGUUUAUUUCUGCAUAAUUCAUGUUUGUGCAUCCUCUGUGAUUGAAAUAUAUCUGAUAAACCUA